Molecule: messenger RNA, 3558 nt
Organism: Naegleria gruberi
Lineage: Eukaryota; Heterolobosea; Eutetramitea; Acrasida; Naegleriidae
Exons: 1
Coding region: 1-3558 (1185 amino acids)
Source: RefSeq, a predicted model, not a curated record
AUGACUCAGCACCGAACUAAUAACUCUAGAGGUGGUGGAACAACAGCAUCGAAAAAUAUCAAAACUCACGACUAUACAAAAACUCCACCUACAAUAUUGAAAAAUCAAAACCGUGUAAAUUCAAGUAAUAAUUCAUAUAGUAAUAAUAAUUCGAACUAUAGAAGUAAUACUACUUAUUCAUCACAACCAGUUUAUCGCCAUCAUGAGGAUGAUUAUGACGAUGAGGAUGAUGAUGAUUAUCAAGACGAUGAAAGUAGCUAUGGUAAGGAAAAUUAUGAAGAAAAUGAUUCAAGAAGUACAACUUCUGAAGAUAGUACAAAGGCUUCAUCAUCAAGAAAGUACUCUAACAAUUCCUCAUCUUCUUUAAUACCAAGACCAAGCCAAUUUCAAUCUCAGCAUGUUUCUUCCUCUUACGGAUCAUCAAAUAAUAAUGGUGGAUCUUAUAAUCAAUCUUCCUCUCAAGUUUCUUCCCCUAGAUCUACACAUUCUUCAUAUUCUUCGAAUUCAUCACGAAAUAGCUCAAGUACAAAUAAUCCAAGAAUUUUAUCAAAAACAUCCUCUAAUACUACUUCGGGUGGUAGAUAUCAUUCCACUCACUACUCUUCAUCAAAUAAUUUAAUGAAUGUUUCUAAUCAUAGUGAAACUUUAAGUAAUAUCAAAAAUGGAUUAGAUCCUAUUACACAAGCCUUUUUAAGUAGAAAACCUUUAUUACAUAUUAUUGUUUUAUUUGCUGCAGAUGUUAGAGUACGAAAUUAUGCUCAACAAAUUCAAGAUACAUUUUUAAAUAGAGGUAUUAAUGUUUAUACACAGCUUGGUUGUUAUACCAAGGAGGUACCAAGUUCUCCCGAUGAUCAUGAAUUUAUUAAGCCUGAUCAUCUUCAGGAAGUAAUAACAAAUUCAAUUGCUGAUUAUGUUGCUGUAGUUGGUGAUAGAAAUAUGAAACACAGAACAUGUCAAGCUAAAAAGAAUGGUAAAUUGGUAGAAGUUAGUAUUGAUGAUCGAGUUGAGGAAAUCAUUCAAGAUUGGGACAAAUCAAGUCAUAAUCAUGCAAGUGAAUUUCCAAUUCUCGAUUCGAUAUGUAAAAUGGCUAGUGUAAAUGAAUUAUCACCAGAUCAAAUUUAUGAACUAAUUGAGGCUUUUGCUGGUGUGAGACACAUUAAGGAAAGAAUAGAUCGUUUGAAAAAGAGUAUUAGCGAGUUGAAAGAAUGGAAAACUCCAAGAUCUCAAAAGUCCAUACAAACUAUAACCGAUGAAAAAAUGUUAUCCAAACUUACAACAUCCAACAAUGCUGCAAUUCGGUUACACAAAGAUUUGAUUUCUGCCUCAGAGUUUAUGCAGAAUUUACCUGCAACGAAUAUGACAGGAAUUACUCUUCUGGAUCCAGAUGAUGAGAAGGGUGCCUCACUAAACUCUAAGCAUUUACAUACAACCUCUGAAAGUCAAACUCCUGAUGAUGAAAGUAUAAUAUCUAUCAGUGCAACACUCAAACAAUUACUCAUAGAUAAGUGCAUUGAGUUGAUACCUACUGUGGAAAAACUUGGUGAUCAAAUGUCAGAAAUUAUUGGAACUUCAUCUUUGUGGGCUGCUUAUAUUAAGGAACAUAAUGAGGAACAACGAUUAAAACAAACCAAAAAGGCUCAACAAGCUAAAAGUACUGCUCCUACAACUCCUGCUUCAACCAGCUCAAAUUAUUCAACAGGAAGGAAAAGAACCAAUUCUACAAGUUCAACAAGUUCUACCAAUUCAUUUUCUAGUACUGGUAGCACUGGUUCUGCAAACAAGUGGAGCUGUAGUGAAUGCACCUAUUUGAAUGUAAAUUCUUUAAGUAGAUGUAAAUUAUGUGAUACUCCGAGACCAAGCGAACAGGAAUGGAUUGAUGCCUCUAAAAAGGGAAAUGCUUCAUCCAAUGCCACAAAGAAUUCGGUUGCCAACAAUACCAAACCAACUCCAACCACAACUAAGGUCCAACCAACAACCACAGCCAGCAAUACCAAGAAAUCAACAGCCAACUUGACUGUGAAUACUUCUACAAAUAAGACUACAACAAAUUCAUCCACCACUCCAACUUCCCAACCAAUCCCAAAUAAGGUAAUCAUACCUUCUCCAAACACUAAUGUUCCAUUAACAUCUGCAACACCAUCGCCACUCUUAAAUCCUCAACAAACAACACCAACAAUUGCCUGGCAAACACCUCUUGCUUCAUCAUCUCUUCUUGGUGCUCUUGCUAAUCAACCUCCUAUUGUUCAACAACAACAACCACAACAACCACCUCCUAAUACUACUAAUCCACAACAGUUUACAACAAGUAAUUUCGGAGCACAACAACCUGGAGGUUUACUAGUGAGAGGAGGUAAUAUUAUUGGAAAUAUUCAAUACCCUAGUAAUAUGGUAGUGGGAUUAAUGCCAGGAAAUGCUUUCAUAGGAGGAAUGAAUAUACCAAAUCCAGUUGGUGGAGGACAAGUACUUGGAAUUCCAAAUAAUGCACCAUCUAGACAAUAUGAACAGGAAUAUCCUUCACUCGAUCAACUUUCUAAAGGAUCUAAAAAGAGCCAAAGCGGAUCAAACAGUACAACACCAACCCUGAAUCCUCUUGAUAUGAUUAAUAAUGGGUUGAAUAUGAGUAAUACUCCAAGAGCUAGUCCUAUUGUGAGCUCACCAAGAGUCAAAGAUAGAAGUAAUUUUGGAUUCCCAUCCUCUCCAAUAUCUAAUCAAUCCAAUGAAAUGUCACAAUUCUCACAAAUGCAACUCUUUGACAAUUCAAACUCACUAAAUAAUGCUCCAAGAGGUUUUUCAUGGGAUAUUAUGACUGGAUCAUCAGCAUUUGGCUUGGCCAAUCAACAUAAUUUCUCCCAGAGUGUUUCAACAACUCCUUCACCUUCUUAUUCCUUAAACCAUCACCAAGAGGUUGCCAACUCUGUAACUGACUCACUACUCUCUGAAAAAUCCCCUUCUCCACCCCUUCCUAAAACCUCAAGUAAUUUGAUUAAUGCCUACAAUAAUUCCAAUUCUACAUCCUCUGCAUUCCUCUCAUACUUUGAUAACAAAUCUGGUAGUACAUGGGGAAGUGAAUCUAGCUCUUCAACUUGGAAUCAACCUCCUGCCAAUGUCAAUGAUAAUACAAGCUUUUCAUCUCCAUCCAAAGGAUUUGUAUCGAGUGGAGGAUUAGGAUUUGGAGCAAACAGUCCUUUCAUGUCUAACAAUACUUCUAACUCUAACAGUUUCCCAAGCUUUUCUUCUGGUAAGAGUGCAUUUUCUCCUUUUGGAAAUAGUGAAAAACAAGAAGAAACUAAAACCACCACUCCAACCAAGACCCCUACUACCCCAGCUACUCCUACUAAAUCAUCUCGUAGGGUCCCAGUGAAUCAACCGUGUGUUGUUUGUGGUCAAGAAUCAAUGUAUGAAUGUAACUUUUGUGCUUCAUUGAGAAGAAAGGGUGUUCAUGUAGCUCCAACUUAUUUCUGUUCCUCAGAGCAUCAAAUGUUGGCAUGGAAAGAACAUCAAAAAGUACAUCAAUCUGCCUCAGAUCAAGAAUCACCAUAUGGAGUGAAAUAUUAUUAA